Camelus dromedarius (Arabian camel) is the source of this 1939-nucleotide messenger RNA. Its product is annotated as protein S100-A10-like. Gene Ontology annotation, molecular function: transmembrane transporter binding; calcium-dependent protein binding; calcium ion binding. The transcript has a single exon. The coding region runs from base 1255 to 1548 and encodes 97 amino acids. Gene Ontology annotation, cellular component: cytoplasm. The record is from RefSeq and is a predicted model, not a curated record. Lineage: Eukaryota; Metazoa; Chordata; Mammalia; Artiodactyla; Camelidae.
CUAAUGUGUCGUAAAUGGUAGUUGCUACUAUUGUAAUAGAUAUAAUUAACAUUUAAAAACAUGUUUCUUCAGAGAUUGCUAGGAGAAUACAGAAAAAGUAGUGAUUUUUUCUCUAGUUCCUUUUCUGGGUGAAUCCUGUAGUGCUUAAAAUUCCAGACUGCACCUUCAAUUUUCAUGCAUUCUGUAUCUAGCACAUAGUAUUCACUUAAGUGUUGAUUUUUAUUUUAAAUUGUUGUGUAGAGCAGCAACGAUUAUGUUUAUUAAAGUGAGUGUACUGACCACUUGAAAUAAAGAAUUGCAUGUUCAGUGCUAAAGUUAACCAGAUAAUAGGAAGAUCUGAAAAGGUGUGUGUACUAUAAAGAUGGUGAAUACUCUGUGUGUGUAGGUUAAUUCCCCAGGUGACCACAGGACCUCUAGGUGAGAAAAGUAAGUUGCUUAUCAUCUCCAUCUUUUAUCCAGUUUAACAUUUGAUCUGCUGAUGACCUUAAACACCCCUGCACUGUAUGGUUCCCGUUGACCUCAUCAUACAGGACAGGGCUUACAGAGGAAGGAGGUGGUGGUCACACUUAGAGGAAUACUCUAUAUUGUGCCACCCUGUGAUGGUGAAACUCUUGAAAGAAAGCUACAGUCUGCUCACAAACUUAACACAACCUCUAGUCUAUUUAGGGCUGCACAGGGCUCAUUUUAUUGGUUGUUAUGAGAACCAUCUCUGGAUAGGAGAAAGGGGGCAGGUAGUACAGAUGGGUAUACAGGACUUAUUGAUAACAUUACUAAAUGUGUCACUAAAUCUAUUGAUUUUUAGGUCUGGUAUCUGCCCAGUGUACCUUUAGGCAGGGCUCAUCCGCUAGAGGAUUCAUCCUUAGAUGAACGUCAGGGCUAUAGAGUGAGGGGCUACAUGUAGAAAUCAGUUGGUCAGGUUCAGCAUUAGCGUCCGAAUUCUUCACCUCCUUUUUUGGCACUUGCUAUGAAAUUUAGCCUUAUUUUUUACUCUGCUGCUAGGGAGUGAACCAGAUUAAAACACUUUGAAGCUAGAAGACUGUAGUGCUGCUUUGUAACCUACAUUUCUCUUGGUUUUUUGCAAGUGUAGUUAGCUAGAAGGGUUUUCUUAGAGCAGCUCUGGCAGAUGUGGUCUGGCUACUGACUUCCAGUCCGUAGUUCACCUGCUUUUAAGGCCAGUUGAGACCGGCCACGCGUCCCUGCCAGCCUGGAGUCCCCGCCGUGCCUCCUGCCUAGGCUUCAGCAGACCUCACCAAAAUGCCGUCUCAAACGGAACACGCCAUGGAAACCAUGAUGUUCACAUUUCACAAAUUUGCUGGGGAUAAAGGCUACUUAACAAAGGAGGACCUGCGAGUACUCAUGGAAAAGGAGUUCCCUGGAUUUUUGGAAAAUCAAAAAGACCCUCUGGCCGUGGACAAAAUAAUGAAGGACCUGGACCAGUGCCGAGACGGCAAAGUGGGCUUCCAGAGCUGCUUUUCGCUAAUCGCCGGGCUCACCAUUGUGUGCAAUGACUAUUUUGUGGUGCACGUGAAGCAGAAGGGAAAGAAGUAGGCGGGACUGAGCAGUUACUCCUGCCCUGAUAAGAAGUCUCCCAAAGGGUCGCUUAAGGAAUGUGCCCCACAGCUUCCCCCUGUAUAAGGAUUUCCUGAGCAGAUUGGGACCCUUAAAAAAUGUACAAAUAAAACCCAACUCCCCUUGGAGAAGCAGAGAAAGAAAAGUCAGUUAAAGCCAGAUAAGCUUUUGAUUUUUAUAUUGCUUGCAUCCUCUUAUCCUCAAUAAACAAAAUCAUUUUUUAGUUCUGAAAAAAAAAAAGGCCAGCUGAAAGGAUGCCUGGGAAGUGAUGCCAUUCAUUUGGUUUUAUUCUUUUAAAAAUUUUUUAAAUUGAAGUGUAUUUGAUGUACAAGUUACAAGUGUACAAUAAAGUUCACAAUUUUAAAGGUUA